Messenger RNA from Tripterygium wilfordii, 577 nucleotides. RefSeq lists its product as uncharacterized. The record is from RefSeq and is a predicted model, not a curated record. The transcript has 2 exons. Gene Ontology annotation, biological process: regulation of abscisic acid-activated signaling pathway; negative regulation of photomorphogenesis. Bases 1 to 510 code for a protein of 169 amino acids. Lineage: Eukaryota; Viridiplantae; Streptophyta; Magnoliopsida; Celastrales; Celastraceae.
AUGCAGAUUUUGACAUCAGGGUUAAAGGCCAAUCGAUCACCACUAUUAAAAAAAGAAAGGAGGCUUGUGUCAGGCCGAUCAAUUGCCCUCAAUACAGUUGUUCACGUGAGUUUUGUUUUAAACACCCUUUUUGCGACCUUUUUUCACGUAUCUCGACCUAACCAACCCUCAAACUUCAUUUUCUCUCAAAAUCUCUCAUUUUCGUCAUCCAAGACCAUCAAACAAUAUGUGUGUUUUGAGCUGGAUGGUUCAAUUGGAGAAGAACAUGAGGAGGAGGUCGGCGAUGCUUACGAUAGCUUGAUGGAGGAGGAUGAUGAGUUCAGUGACAGUGACGAGGACGAGACAGAGAGCAGUGUUGAUUUGUUGAUCAGGUUCUUGCAUAGCCUGUUCAAGAAGAUCUCCAAGCGUGCCAAGAAGGCCUCGCGCUCCUUCCUUCCCUCUGUGAUUUCGCCGCAGCUGGUUAGCUUUCCUCUCAUUAUCGUGUAUACCUCUGUUUUUCUUGUUGCAUAAUAAGAAUUGAAGAGAGGAGUGCUCCAGUUCAAUGUGGAAGACUUGUAGCUGUUGUUGAAUCAUUGGA